AUGCGCUGUUCUCUGAUCAAACUAUUUGCCGAUCCAAUGUCACCUGGGGACGAAGUGCUGACAGGGAUUGUCGGCAACAACAAGGACCCCAUCGAAGGCCGUAGCCCAAGUGCUGCCCUAUUAUCAAUAGAUAUUUGCUACAGGGUGUUUGAUUCCACUCGGAAGACCCGCUUGAUGUCUUUCAGCGCAUUCCAGGAGAGCGGAGGCGAUGAAGGUGCUGCUCGGUCGCCCAAAGCUUGCCCGGCUAUAGCUUGGGUUGCGUACGCCGUCGACAGUGGUGACGUAUUCGGCGCCUAUGAGCUCUACUUCAGAGCCGACCUGUACACGGCCCAUGAGCUCGCGCCGGAUGCGGUGUUUCGCCAGGAUUUCUUUCUGCUCAAUGAGAUCUUCAGGACUACAGACGUCCGCGAGACGUAG
Sparassis crispa is the source of this 417-nucleotide messenger RNA. RefSeq lists its product as hypothetical. The coding region runs from base 1 to 417 and encodes 138 amino acids. The record is from RefSeq and is a predicted model, not a curated record. Lineage: Eukaryota; Fungi; Basidiomycota; Agaricomycetes; Polyporales; Sparassidaceae. The transcript is spliced from 4 exons.